Messenger RNA from Vollenhovia emeryi, 5854 nucleotides. RefSeq lists its product as uncharacterized. The transcript has 3 exons. Gene Ontology annotation, molecular function: protein binding; monoatomic ion channel activity. The record is from RefSeq and is a predicted model, not a curated record. Gene Ontology annotation, cellular component: membrane. Bases 138 to 5753 code for a protein of 1871 amino acids. Lineage: Eukaryota; Metazoa; Arthropoda; Insecta; Hymenoptera; Formicidae. Gene Ontology annotation, biological process: transmembrane transport; monoatomic ion transport.
CUCAUGCCUAAUAAAAUGGAUACAAUUUUUCGACUUUGUACUACUAUGCUUCGACUAAAUAUUAAGACUUUAGGCUAGCGUUAAAUAGGUGUAUCACGUUUAUAGGUAAAUUGCUCUUAAUACGGCAACAAGUGGAGAUGGUAGAUAAUCCGAGCAACAAAUUCGUAUCGUUUUCGGGAGCGAAAGAGAUGGAAGAAACCGAGGAAAAAGUAUCAAAAAUCGUCCCGACCAUGUUGACACACACGAGCGCGGCUUCCUUGUUCCUAACUCGACUAAAGGCUAGACGCUCAUCACCUAAGCAAGAUGACAAUGAGUCCGAAAGUGGUCGAGUUCAUUUCGCAUCGCCGCCGCUACCCGAUAGCUCGAUAAGUCCUAUAGCUUCAAUGGAAGAUUACUGCGUCAUCAGUGAACGUGUCUCUUCCGACGAACAGGCCUCUUCCGUCGACCGCACUUCCCUGCGCAUCAACGAGGACUUUAUCAAAAAUAUUCUCAUGGAACACAGGAGGCGUAUGAGCUACAAGUCACAAGUUUGGGAAAAUCUGGAAUCAAAUAAAAUAGGCGAGACAAAUGAGGAGACGAUCGUCGCGGACGCCAAGUCCAGUGAAGUCGACAUCUUGUUGCUGCAAGCGUGUUUUACGAGUCGUACAAAUCUCAUACGUUGUCUGUGCAAACGGGGCGCCAAUGUCAACUAUAUCGAGCCCGAUCAUGGCCUCACUCCGUUGCACUUGUGUGCGUUUCGGAAUUGUCUGGAUGGUGUCAAGUAUUUGAUGGAACAGGGCGCGAGCGUCGAUACCGUGAUGAAACACACGGCGUUUCACUAUGCCGCCUUUGGAGAUGCCUACGACGUUGCUCAAUACUUUGUGCAACGAGGUGUCAGUCAGCUAUCUCCGCACAACGGUGAAGAGACGGUCUUGCACGUGGCUUCACGAACCAAUGCCCAGCGCGUACUUUCUCUACUCGCACCGAACAACAAGGAACUAGAUCGUUUGGAUCAGGACGGAUACGCCGCUAUUCAUCAUGCAGCCGACGGCGGAGACACAGUUUGUUUGGACAUACUUUUGAAAGCCGGUUGCCAAGUGGAUUUAUUUACCGGAAAGAACGACACCGCUUUGCACCUGGCCGCGGAAGACGGUUGUGCGGACAACUUGGCUCUUCUGGUCGAAGCAAACGCUAAUCUUCAACUGAAGAACCAUCGAGGACACACGGCCUUGCACUUAGCUGCUCGCUCGCAUUCUCUGGAAUGCGUGGAGAUUUUACUGAAAGGUCGCGCGGAUCCCAACGUAGAGGACGACGAGGGUCGGACACCUCUGCACGUGGCUCUAGGCAAGUCUUUGAUGACUGAUGAAAUCACCGAGCUCUUGCUCAAGUGGCGAGCGGACGUGAAUAAGGCCGACAAAUACGGCUAUACGCCGCUGCACAUCGCCGCCUCGAACGAAUUGUCACGGUGCGUAAAUCUGCUGAUAAAGCACGAAGCGGAUCUCAGCGCCAGGACCAUCGGCGGCAACAGUGCCCUGUCCGUCGUUCUUCGUAAGACCCCGACGUCCUUGGACGUGCUCGAACGUAGGCUGGACACGUCUCUGAGCUUGAAUCGACAGGGAUUCAUCGCAGGCGAGCUCGAGCUGCAGCUGGACUUCCGCCCGUUGUUGCAGCACCGGCGGAACCGGCGAAGUCGCUCGCCCGAGAUCGGUUACCUGUACACCUUCGUGAAGGAGGGCUACAAGGAGAUCCUGGAGCAUCCUCUGUGCCAGUCCUUCCUCCAUCUCAAGUGGCACAAGAUCCGCAAGUACUAUGCCGCCAGAUUGCUGUUCUACUUGAUGUACGUGUUGAUCCUCACCAGCUGGGUGAUAACCGCCCUCGCUCAUAACUGUUACAACGAGUCAAAGGGUUACGUGCACAAUCCGCCGUUAUGCGCGAACGCGACCGGCGUCUAUGGGUUUCUCUACAAACAUCCUGCGGUACUCGAGAUUCAGUGGUACACGUUGAUGGUGCUCACCUUGCUCGAGGCUUGCCGCAAGUUUACCGUCAUUCCCAAUUACCGUUCGUUCAGGCAGUUCUUUAUGCAGAUGGAGAACCUGGUCGAGUGGUGCGUGAUACUGAGCGUGUUCGCCACCUCUUUUGUGUACACGGGAAAAACGUACACCUGGCAAAGUCACUUGGGCGCCUUCGCUGUGCUCUGCGGUUGGAGCAAUCUGAUGCUGAUGAUCGGGCAGCUGCCGGUGUUCGGAGCUUACGUCGCUAUGUUCACCAGCGUGCAGGCACAAGUGUUCAAGCUACUUUUGGCCUACGCCUGCCUUCUCGUGGGUUUUACGGCGAGCUUCUGCGUGAUAUUUCCACAUUCCAAGUCCUUCGGCAGUCCGCACACGGGUCUCAUCAAGGUCCUCGCGAUGAUGACCGGCGAAUUAGGCUUCGAGGACCUCUUCUUCUCAUCCGACAAGGGUGGUCUUUACGAAAAUAUUGGAGGAACUUCCUGGAUCCUGCUACAAAUCUCGGCCCAACUCUCCUUCGUGUUGUUUCUUCUAUUCGUCACGAUUGUGCUGAUGAAUCUGUUGAUCGGCAUAGCCGUGCAUGAUAUCAAGGGCCUGCAAAAGACGGCAGGUCUCGCGAAACUCGUUCGCCAAACGAAACUGAUCCACGACGUAGAGAUUGCCAUUUUUCUUGGAUUUACACCGUCGAAACGCUUCGUCAAGUACAUGCGAUGGACCGCGCUAUUCUUACCGUCACCUUUACGAGCCGUUUUGACUGUUCGUCCGCUAAACCCCAGAGAGAAGCGAUUACCGCGCGAGGUUCUCUCGGCCGCCUACAAAAUAGCCAAGGAAGGAGACGGACAGAACAACUUCGCCGUGUCGCGUAGAAAAACUUACAGCGCGGCCUAUCUCGCGAAAGCGGGUCUCAAAGCUGACGUGACCGCGGCUCGUCGUCGUGGCCUCGACGACGAUACGCUGCAACACGACUGCAACAAAUUCAAAGACGAUAUCGCGGAACUUAAGGAGAUUUGCGAGAAAAAUCAUACACUCCUUCGAGAGCUUAUAAAAGCGCACAGUGGUAAAAUUUUAAUUGGAGCGAAUAUGUGUGAGAGUGAUCGAGGCUCGUUAGGGGAGAGUGCUAAAGGGGUGGACCUCGAGAUGAACGGUCCGAAGAUACCGACUAGUUUAAACGCCGGCGUACAACAGUUUUAUUCCACCAGAAGCUUCAACAGUCGUCACAAACGCGAGCCGCUGUCCGUGAGAUUAGCCUCCACUUACAGGUCACUAAGAUGCCCGUGCACAACAGAUGAUCAUCCGCAAAAAAUCACGAUCGAUAAUGCAACCUUAUCGAAGUUUGAUAACGAGCGAAUUGAGAUCGACGCCGGUGAGCCACCACCGGUCGACGACUCCCUCUUCUUCGACAAUCUGGAGUGCUGCCAGAACCACUACGUAAACGGUGCGAAAUUGAGAUCGGCUAUAUGGUCCAUCGUCGACUCGAGAGAGACGAGGCUGCUACUGCAGAUGGAGAAGAAUCGCAAGCUUCCGGAUGCCUGCAAGAACGAGAGACUACGGAAUGUCGCUUACAUCUGGGCGUGCUAUCGCGGUCUGCUGCAUCAUCUGCCGGAACUGGAGAACGCCGGAGCGCGUUACGACUACGUCGAACCGCGGACCGGCGUCAAUGCCAUUCUCGCGGCUUCGUUGGGCGACAAAGUCGCCUGCGUGGAGUAUUUAAUCGCGAAGGGCGCCGACGUGAAUUAUGAGAGCCUCAUCACACGUUACACGCCGCUUCACUUCGCGGCGCUCGGUAAUAGCUGGCAUGCCGCGGCCACGUUACUGGAUCACGGCGCCAAGCUAAAUUACGUCUGCCAGGAAGUGGUCGAGCCUAUUCUGCACAGUGCCGUCCGCGCGAAGGCGGUGGAGACGGUGAAGCUGCUGCUCGAGCGCGGUGCCAGCGUCGUCGAGAAGAAUCAUCUGGGCCAGACGCCGUUACACGUGGCCUGUUUCGUGCAAUCGGCACCGUGCGUCGAGCUGCUGUCGGCCAGCGCGCCCAACGUGAACGCCGUAGACAGGGAGCACAGAACGCCCCUGCACUUCGCCGUGAUGAGCACGGACUCGUCCGCCGAGUUGGUACAGCUGUUGUUGAAACGCGGCGCCUUGGCGAACGCGGUCGAUCGAACCGGCUUCACGCCCCUUCACAUCGCCGCGCUGAACGAGCAGUCCCGGUGCGUGGACGCGCUCAUCUGGGCGGGCGCCGACAUCAGCGCGACCACGUGCACCGGACUGUCCGCCCUCAACAUUAUACUGAAGAAGAUCCCCGAGUCCCUGCACGUGUUCCGGCAGCGUUUGGACGCCUCCAUCAGACUGACCAGACCGGUGUCGCAUAAUCGCGAAUUCGAGAUGCGACUGCACUUCGACAUUCUCUUCCCCAGCGGUAAUCAGUGCGAGACCAGCUUCAUAAACACCUUCGUGCAGGAGCACCGCAAGGACCUGUUGUCGCAUCCGCUGGUCAUGGCCUUUCUGCAUCUCAAGUGGGAGAAGAUUCGCAAGCUGUACCUGCUGAGGAUACUCUUGUACGCUAUGACCGUGAUAUGCAUGACCACCUACGUGCUCACUGCGUUAGCGUAUAAAUGUUACAAUCACAACGAAACUAAUAGUUCCAAGAUUUGCGGCAACAGACGAGUGUCUGGCUUUCUCUUCCGGAAACCGGUCAUCGAGAUCGAAUGGUACCUCGCGCUGGUCCUCACGUGCAUCACCAUACCGAGAAAGAUAUUUGGCUUUAUGGUGUACAAAUCGGCGAUACAGUACUUCUCCAGUAUCGACAACGUGCUGGACGGUGUGGUGAUCGUGAGCGUAUUCGUUACGUCCUUCGUGUACACCGGGCGUACUUACGAUUGGCAAAAUUACGUCGGUGCGUUCGCCAUCCUUUGCGCCUGGACCAACCUGAUGCUGAUGGUGGGCCAGUUACCGGCUUUCGGCACCUACGUCGCCAUGUUCACGCACAUCCAGUUCGAGUUCGCCAAGCUCCUGCUAGCGUAUUCCGGCCUACUGAUCGGCUUCACCAUCAGCUUCUGCGUGAUAUUCGCCAGCGAGCCCGCGUUCGGUAAUCCUUUCACCGGGCUAAUCAAAGUCCUGGCUAUGAUGGCUGGUGAAUUGGACUUCGAGGGACUCCUCAAUCAGAUGGACGAAUCGACGGGCAGCUCCUUCGUCAUUUAUCACCCCCUGUCGGUGUGUUCGCAGAUUCUCUUCACGCUGUUCAUAGUAUUCGUCACUGUAAUUCUGAUGAACCUGCUGGUCGGUAUUGCCGUACACGAUAUACAAGGUCUGAGGAAUCACGCAGGGCUCACCAAGCUAGUGAGGCAGACGAAAAUGAUCCUCUUCACGGAAAUGGUGCUGCACAACACUACGAUCCCGUACGCUUUCCGGAAGUGGAUGUCGGAUCACAAGAUCGACGUUGAAAAUAGAAAACGGGUCCUCGUGGUAAAACCGCUCAAUCUCCUCGAGAAGCGAUUGCCGAAGGAUAUAAUGAAAGCCGCUUACGAGAUAGCACAGAAGAAUAUUCCCACGUCUAUGAACGACGACAUCAAUUUGAGCGAUCACGCUGUUUGGCUGAAGCAACGACAAAACGGACUCUCCGAUGUUACCCUACAAAUGACGUUCGAAAAACUGAUCGCUAUGAUGAAAGUGAACGAAGACGCUAUAAAAUUGCUCAGAGCACAGUUGCUAGAGAUGAACAAGAUGUUGGAAAAUGUCGCAACAACGUUGACGAAAGAAGAACAUACCUCGUUAUGAUUCGCACAAUUUUAUAUCGGUUAUAUUUCCAUUACUUUUUACGAACAUGAGUGAUAAAGUAGACAUCGAAGCUACAGUUAACUUGGGGGGGCCUAAUGGUC